Molecule: messenger RNA, 993 nt
Organism: Tripterygium wilfordii
Lineage: Eukaryota; Viridiplantae; Streptophyta; Magnoliopsida; Celastrales; Celastraceae
Exons: 1
Coding region: 1-993 (330 amino acids)
Source: RefSeq, a predicted model, not a curated record
AUGGCUGCAAACGAUAGGACUCUUAAGCAAUUGGCUGCACCUACCUUGAAUCAACAACCUUUAUGCAUUGAAUUUCCUGCAUUAGGUGCUACCUUUGAGUUGAAGUCAGGACUAAUUCACCUUUUGCCUACUUUUCGUGGUCUAGCAGGUGAAGAUCCACAUAAGCAUCUUAAGGAAUUUCAUGUGGUGUGUUCUAGCUUGAGGCCGCAAAACAUCACCGAAGAACAAGUGAAAUUACGAGCUUUUCCUUUUUCCUUAGCUGAUUCGGCCAAAGAUUGGUUGUAUGAUCUUCCUUCGGGGUCCAUUAAUUCUUGGAAUGAGAUGAAGUGUUCUUUCCUAGAAAAAAAUUUUCCUGCGUCACGAGCUGCCAGCAUAAGGAAAGACAUAUGUGGUAUUCGCCAACUGAAUGAAGAAACUUUAUACGAGUAUUGGGAGCGUUUCAAAAAGUUGUGUGCAAGCUGCCCACAUCAUCAAAUUCCCGAGCAGCUCUUGAUCCAAUAUUUCUAUGAGCGGUUAAUGCCAAUGGAUAGGAACAUGAUUGAUGCUGCCAGUGGUGGAGCACUAAUGGACAAAACACCAGCAGGUGCAAGAACUUUGAUUGCAAGCAUGGAAGCGAAUUCACAGCAAUUCGGGGCACGUACGGAGCAUCCGACCAAGCAAGUUAGUGAGGUAAGUACUUCUAACAUUGAACGUCAAAUUUUUGACUUGACUACUUUGGUGAAACAAAUGGCUGUAGGAUCUUUACAAGCAGCAAAAGUAUGUGGCAUUUGUACGAUGGUUGGGCAUCCGACGGAUAUGUGUCCCACUUUGCAAGAGGAGGACUCAACACAACAAGCUAAUGCCAUAGGAGGUUUUCCAGGGCAACUUGAACGGAAAUUUGACCCAUACCCCAACACAUAUACCCCAGGAUUUAAACAUCCAAAUUUGAGUUAUGGCAAUCCAGCAGCUGCUCAGAAUAGUUUCCAAUUUCCUUAUCCAGCUAGACAACAAUAA